UCGGUUCCUCGGACGGUGGGUGACAGUGAGGGCGGAGCGGUGAUUCAGACCGUGCUGAUAUUCGGGGAGAGAAACAUGACGGUGACGGACAUGGAGGCUGAAUUCACGCUGAGAUGAGCGCGUGUUCCCGCCGCGUCCUGACGAUUUCUCCUCUUCACUGUUUGAGAAAUCCUCCGUCCAUCUUUCUGAUGCCAUCAUGGAGGGUCAUUAUGUCGCCAUCCACGGCCUUAACAUUACCCACAAUCCUCAGUCUCCUCCGGCCAUGUCGAUUGGCCGGCUGUUCCCGGCGCUGCUGGAGUGUUUUGGGAUCAUGCUGUGCGGGUACGUGGCGGGCUGCACUGGCGUGGUGGGCGCCGGGCAGGUGAAGGGUCUGGGCAGUUUCGUGUCCUGCUUCGCUCUUCCUGCCCUGCUGUUUAAAAACAUGGUGCAGCUGCAGUUUGAGGACGUCGUGUGGUCCUUCCUGUGGAGUGUGUUGAUAGCGAAGGUGUGUGUGUUCGUGCUGGUGUGUGUUCUCACGCUGCUGGUGGCUGAUCCGGAGAGCCGCUACAGUAAAGCCGGGCUGUUCUCCAUCUUCACCACCCAGAGUAACGACUUCGCCCUGGGAUAUCCCAUAGUGGAAGCUCUGUACCGCAGUUCUCACCCUGAUUAUGGGCAGUAUCUGUACUUGGUUGCCCCGGUGUCUCUGAUGCUGCUGAACCCGGUGGGCUUUGCCCUGUGUGAGCUUCAGCGCUGGAGGCAGAGCCCUGACCACAGCCUCAGCAAACUGCACAUCAUCUCCACCGUCGUACUGCGGGUUAUUAAGAAUCCCAUAGUCUUCAUGGUGGCGGUUGGGAUUGUCUGUCACUUCCUGUUUGGUGGGCGUGUCCCGGUGCUGAUAGCAGAGUUUGUGGAUGGACUGGCCGACUCGUUCGGAGGGGCGGCGCUCUUUUACCUGGGAUUGACGAUGGUGGGGCAGAUGCAUAAGCUCACCCGCACCACUGGGGUCACCCUCAUAAUGCUCAUCACUGCUAAACUGUUAGUGAUGCCACUGAUGUGUAAGGACAUGUUAGAGCUGCUGGAUGCUGGUAACUCCAGUUCUGCGAAUCACAGCAGCCUUUCUGAUUAUGCCUUCCUCUACGGUGUCUUCCCCACUGCUCCCAGCGUGGCCAUCUACGCCAGCCAGUACAACAUGCAGCUGGAGGUGGUGACCUCUGGGAUGGUCAUCAGCACCCUACUGUCUGCACCCAUCAUGUACCUGUCCGCAUGGUUACUGACCAUUCCCUGGAUGGAGGCCACACACCUGAUCUCAGAGCUGCAGGAGGUCAGCUUUAACAUCAGCAUCAUCAGCCUCAUCGCCUUGGUUUGGACGGUUGCAGUCAUGCUGCUCAGCAAGAAGUUCAGGAGGCUGCCGCAUAUGUUUUCUACAAACCUUUUCCUGGCUCAGCUUUUGGUGUGUGUGUCGAUGAUCUUGUGGAAGUUUGUAGUUCACCAGGACAAUGUGCUGGCGCAGAUCCUCACCUUCACACUGCUUUACGGGUCUCUCUACAGUACUUAUGUGUGGACAGGUCUGCUGGCAUUUGCUCUGGCUUUGCUAAAGAAGGACGAACAGCUCAAAGUCCGACCAGUCAUCUUCAUCCUCCUCGGCUGGGGGCUUCCAUUUCUGAUUGUGGGCGUGUUGCUCAUGGUUAGUGAGAGACUGAGUGACACCACAGACUCCGCCUUCUUCUAUGGAAAGUGGCAAAUGGUGAGCAGUCUGGCGGUGCUGAGCUGCAGUAUAGUGCUGGGGGGCGUGUCCCUGCUGGGGCUGAGUCAGGGUUCACAGGAGGAGCAGAGUUACCAGGCUCUGGAGCAGGGCUCGGUGACGGGCACCACAGAGGACGUGAGGAGCCCCCUUCAGCCAGAGCAUCAGACCUCAGCUGAGAGGAGAACAUCUCACGCCAGUCUGCAUAGAGAUCAUAGUGAGCCCAUGCCUGAUAUGAUAGCUGACCAUCUGAAUGACUCACCAGCACCACCCCCAGGCAAGAAAUCACAAGAGCUGUUAUUAUUCAGAAAUGUUGUGCUGCAGGAACUGGCACUGUGUGUGUGUUUGUGUGAGUGUUGUAUGCAGUGUUAUAUAUGCUGUUUCGGGGUGUGUGUGUGUGUGUGUGUGGUGAAUGUGUUAUCUCCGUUAUCUCCUGCAGGUGCUGCGCUGUGUGAAGCAGCGAGCUGUGUGCGGGUGCAGGAGGAGAGGCAGGUGGCUCGACAUGUACUGCUCUGCCUGCUGCUCAUCGUCAGCCUGCUAGCAAACCUGUCCAGCUGUCUCUGGUGGCUUUUAAACACAGAUCCUGGACGUCUUUACCUUGAGCUGCAGUUCUUCUGUGCCGUGGCCAAUUAUGGACAGGGUUUCAUUUCGUUCGGGAUAUUUGGUUUGGAUGAGCAUCUAAUCAUCUUACCGUUCAAAAAGAGGCUGGCAGCACUAUGGGGGGGAGGUCAGGAAGAGAACGGUGGUCCAGCUGCCGUUCCUGAAGAGAUUCGACUGACCUGCACACAAUUCGUCCGCUACCACAAAAACCAGUGUGUGCAGGACAUCGUACACAAGAGGAGUGGAUCAUCUGAGUCUCUCUCAGGACCAGUGGGUGAAUCCUUGCUCUAAUCGACAGGUGCACUGGUCAAUUCCUGGGCAGCAAGCUGCUGGAUUGGCUGCUGUUGGUGGGUGUGGUGAAAAAGACAGUGGUGUGGCCCUGCACUUACAGGACUCAUCCAGCAUCUAAAGCCUC
Astyanax mexicanus (Mexican tetra) is the source of this 2735-nucleotide messenger RNA. RefSeq names its product G protein-coupled receptor 155b (gene gpr155b). Bases 197 to 2611 code for a protein of 804 amino acids. Gene Ontology annotation, molecular function: G protein-coupled receptor activity. Gene Ontology annotation, biological process: G protein-coupled receptor signaling pathway; transmembrane transport. NCBI's taxonomy places the organism in Eukaryota, Metazoa, Chordata, Actinopteri, Characiformes, Acestrorhamphidae. The record is from RefSeq and is a predicted model, not a curated record. Gene Ontology annotation, cellular component: membrane. The transcript has 16 exons.